GGGCGGGGCGGGGCCGAACCGAACCGGGAGCUCCUGGCGCUUGCGGCCGCCGAUUGGCAUCACGGCACCAUCGCCCCGCCUUUCCGGCCUGAGCGACAGACAGGGGCCGGAGCCAAUCGGACGGCGCGGCGGUUCGGUUUCUUUAUUUUCCAUCCGGUGGGCGCCGCGGUGGUUCUGGAAGGAUCCAAAGAUCAGGGCCCGGUCGGGCGCGGGCGAGAUGUCGGGGCUGCUCCACACAACGCUGAGCGGGCUCAACAGCGACUCCUACUGCGAGAUCAGCCAGUACCGGGACCAGCACUUCCGGGGUAGCCGGCAGCUGCAGGAAAAGUCCCUGAAAAUUUCCUCUACGCUGUAUGUUGGCAACCUGUCCUUCUACACCACUGAGGAGCAGAUCCAGGAGCUCUUCUCCAAGUGUGGGGACGUGAAGAGGAUUGUCAUGGGGCUGGAUAAGAUCAAGAAAACUCCCUGUGGCUUCUGCUUUGUCGAGUACUACACAAGAGCAGAUGCUGAGCACGCGAUGCGGUUCAUUAACGGCACGCGACUCGACGACCGCAUCAUUCGAACUGACUGGGAUGCAGGGUUUAAGGAGGGGAGACAGUAUGGAAGAGGAAAAACUGGAGGACAGGUGCGAGAUGAGUACCGGACAGACUACGAUGUGGGAAGAGGUGGCUUUGGCAAGAUCAUUCAGAUGCAGAAGGCAAAUCAUCAGCCUGCAAUCUACUAAUUGCCCUCUUGGGUCCUAGAUUGUAGAGGGCUCUGUCCUUCCAGAGCUAGCCCUGUUUUUCCAUUUUGGAUUGGGGCAGGGAGUGAGAUCCAAGUUCUAUAAAAGGUGACCCUCCUUAGUCUGUGGAUAUACUGUGUAUUCAUUCCCCUUUCCUUCUGGGAUAGAGAAGAUAUUCUGUGCUGAUACAGGGCAACAAGGAAAAAAAAUGGACAGCUCUGCAGGAUUCUGGGUAAGAAGAGGCUCAGCUUGUAACACACACCUCGUGCUAUGACAUUCUUUAUGUUGCAGCUAAGCAGGUGGCUUCCUUCAGCUGUGACUGCAGCCGUGAUUGCUCUCAAAUGGAUCUUCUUAAAAUCUUACCACCAUGGGAGACCUCCAGUGCCUGGGUCCCUUGUGGGGAUACACAAGAGAUUCAGGAUUUUAAUUUGCAAGCUUAUCUGCUCAGAAGCAGUAUUACUGUUUGGAUGACUGAAGUGGAACAAGGUCUUAACAUCACCCUGGAGGUGCCUGUCUGGCUUGGCCAGAGCCUGCAGAGCAUUUCUUUUUAUGAUGUCCCUAGUGCUGCCUGGCUUUUCCACAUCUUCACUGUUCAGCAUGAUUUUGUUAAAGAGUUUAUUUUAAUUUUUUAAAUAAACAGUAGUAUUUGGUCUGGCUGAGAUGAAGUUCAUUUUC
This is a messenger RNA of Calypte anna (Anna's hummingbird), 1396 nucleotides long. Its product is annotated as nuclear cap-binding protein subunit 2. Gene Ontology annotation, biological process: mRNA cis splicing, via spliceosome. NCBI's taxonomy places the organism in Eukaryota, Metazoa, Chordata, Aves, Apodiformes, Trochilidae. Gene Ontology annotation, molecular function: RNA cap binding. Gene Ontology annotation, cellular component: nuclear cap binding complex. Bases 218 to 724 code for a protein of 168 amino acids. The transcript is spliced from 4 exons. The record is from RefSeq and is a predicted model, not a curated record.